AUGAGUCUGGCUCUGCACGAGCUGCUGGUGUGCUGUCGAGGACUGGAGAAUGAGAAAGCCACAGAGAGGAAGAAAGAGGUGGAUCGCUUCAGGAGACUCAUCCUUUCGCCAGACACGGUGGAGGAACUCGAUCGGACGUCGGGAUGCAAAGUCUCCAAAGGCUCCAAGCAGCUCACCUGGGAUGCUGUUUUCCGAUUUUUACAAAAGUUCCUUCAGAAAGAGACAGAGGUUCUACAGUCAGGAAAAGCCAACGUAUCCGCCAUCACGCAUGCCAACCGGCAGAAGAAGAUGCAGGAAAUUAGCAGCCUGAUGAAGUAUUUUAUCAGAUGCGCCAACCAACGUGGUCCGAAGUUAAAGUGUGCCGAGCUGCUGUCCCAUGUGGUGGAGGUCCUGCAGAGUCCGUUCAGCUGUGGGGCGUACGGCGAGGACUACAGCAGCAUUCUGCUCAAGGACAUCCUGUCGGUGCGCAAAUACUGGUGUGAGAUGAGCCAGCAGCAGUGGCACAGUCUGUUGGAUCUGUACUGUGGGCUGUUCAAUAGGGGAUCCAAGUCCAUUAACAGAGUCCAAGUGAGUCGCAUCCUCUACACGGUUGUUUGGGGCUGUUGUGUCCAAACGGAGGGAUUGUCCCACACUCUCUUCAACUUCUUCCAGAAGGCUCUGAGCAACACCAGGGCAGAAAGACAGCUGAUGGUUCUGGAGAACCUGGUUUCUGCAGUGAACGUGUUCCUGCGCUCGGUGCUCCUGUCUUGCAGGAAGAGGGCGUGUGCCCUGGGCGAGGAGGUCCUGUCCGCUAUGCUGUACGUUUACACUCAGAUGAGACCCAGCUCCACGCUGAAAGACGAGCUCGUGAAGUUCUUCCAGCUGCAGCUUUGUGUUCAUCACCCAAAAGGGGCAAAGACUUUAGAGACAGGUGCGCAUGCGGAGGACUGGGUCAGAUGGCAGGGUCAGCUCUGCACCCUCUAUGAUGCCCUCGUCAGUGAGAUCAGUCAGAUCGGCAGCAGAGGGAAAUAUGCCACUGGCUCUCGGCACAUUGCUGUGAAAGAAAAUCUCAUUGAACUGACCGCUGACGUCUGCCACCAGUUGUUCCGUCAAAGCACUCAUGUUCAGGAAGUGACAUCAUCAGUCUGUCGGGAUACUCAGCGGGACAGUCCGCAGAGCUGCAAACGCAGGCGAAUCGAGCAGCCGCUGACCAAUUGGGAGGUGAUACGAUCCAAACUUCAGCCCCACCACAGCGACUUCGACAUUAUACCCUGGUUACAGGUGACAGCCGCUCUGAUAUCCCGAUACCCCUGUAUACUGCCGGCGGACGAGCUCGUGCCUCUGCUGGGUCUGCUCUGCCAGCUUCAGGGCGAGCAGCAGCGCCGGGGCGAGAGGGUCCUGUACGUCCUGCGCUGCCUGAGGGAGCUCUGCCACGCCACGGCCUCAGCCAACGCCUCGGCUCACACGGCGGAGCUGGCCCGACUGUGGGCCAGGGUUUGGGCUCUCGCUCUGCGCGGAGUCGGCUCAGUCCAGACCGGCACUUUGAGUCUGGAACUGCUGCGCACAACAGUGCAGGAAUCCCUGGAGCCCGUCGAUCGAGAGUUCUGGAAAGUCUUCGCUGGGGCUGUUUGCAAGCCUUCUCUCGUUGGGGCCCUCUGCUUGGCCCAGGCCCUGUUGAAGUGCUCCGUGCCCAAGAGCGUUCACAGUCAUGACGUCAUCGGUGGAGUGCUGAUGGAGACGGGUGGGGAGCCGCCCACCCUGAGAGACUCCAUCAUCAGCUGGCUGGUCAUGAACGAACACAACGAGGAGACGGAGGAGAACUGCAGACCUCACCUCAUCAUCACCAGGGAUUUUCCAUUGAACCUCAUUCCUAGAAUUCUAGUGUCGUUGACAUUGAAAGACAGCAGGGCUGGACUAACGUUUCUGAUGGGCAGCCUGAAGCCGGAGAGUUUCUCUCCCCUGAGUUCUUCCCUCACUGAGGCGAAAGACACUUUGGCAGAGGUUGAAAGUCUCUUCCUGCAGUUCAGUUUUGAUGACACCCCUCCCAGCACUAAAGUUACAGCUGACAGAGACGGUGUUUACUCAGAGAAACCACAGUUCACUGUUAUUCAAGCUCUCAGAACCAAACUAGAGCUCAGUCUCCUGUCUGUCGCCGAGCAGCUCUUCAACUGCUACUCUCCUGAUAGUUCAAACACUCCUCACGAGUGUGUGCUGCGCUGUGCUUCGCUGCUCACUGGAGUUCUUGCUGCGUACGUGUGUAUGGGACUCCUCACAGAAGAAGAGGCCUGUCGCUCGCCCCUCUUCCUAAAAGCCAAGGCAUUGGUUCAGGAAUUUAGUCAUUACAUAUCAGCGGCAAAGAGCAGAUUGGCUGAGAACGACACCAUCACAUCAAUUCAGUCAGUGAUGCUGUUGUGCUCUGAUAAUAUUAGUAGAAGAGAAAAGGAUGACAAAGUGUCUACCAUAUCUCGCAUUUUAUUCAUGAAGACUUUGCCUGUGAGGUUGCUGAAUGACCUGUGUGACAUAUCUAAGCAACUGUUGAGCAGCUCGAGUAAAAAGGACCACGCAGUCAUGGAGAACGACCCGAUGGAUGAAGAUGUGGAUGUGAGCAGAAACCAAACGGACAAUCAGGAGGAGAUUGAUCUGUUUGAAGAUGGAGACGGGACGCGCCACAGCACUUCCAGACCCUGCCAGUCCAAUGACGAAGCUUGUGACUCAAAUUUCAGCACAGGGACCAAUAGUGCAUUAUCUGAGGAGCAUUUAUCUAGGCAAGACUUGGCCUUCUUGUCUGUGCUUGGAUUCCUGUCGCUCUGUGGAUCCUCAGAGCUCAACGGUGGAUUCUCCUUCAAACCCCUGGACACUCAACGCAAACUGCUCAAACUACUGGACCUCACAGACUUUUCUCAGAUUCUUCACCUCCACAUGUAUCUUUCCCUGCUGAAGAAACUCCCAGCUGAAGUCUCAUCUCUGGAUCCUGAAGAGUUCGAUACUCUUCUCAGGCCUCUGGCAGAUGUUUGUUCUCUGUAUCGGCAAGACCAGGAGGUGUGUGCUGCCGUCCUGUGCUCUCUCCUGCCCUCCAUCCGCUGUCUGGGCCGAGCGCCCGCCGCGAGCGAGCAGGACGACGAGCUGGCACACAUCAAAGGAGCGCUGCUCCAAGUCGUGUCUGGGUUCUGUAUCUUAGGGAAAUCCGGCAAAUGCACCUCAGCUGUGAGAGUGGCACUAAGGCAGUGUUUACUGGCUUUGCUGGAGGUGGACCCUUGCUGUAAGUGGGCGACGCUGACGCUGAGGGACAAGGAGCUGCCCGUGUCCGCGGUCCUCUCGGCUCAUUUAGCGGACCCACAUCACCAUGUGUGCAUGUUGGCGGCACUGUCUGUGGAGAGCUUGUUUCUUAAAAACGGACUGGAAGGCAAGAUGAUGCUUCCCAUGAAGAACCAGCAGACGGCCUUUGAGAACAUUUACCUCAGGGCUCAGGAAGGAAUGAGCGGGCAGAAGAGCUGUCCGUCAGAAGACUUGCCCGACGAGACGUUUAAUCGACGGGCCACCCUGCUGAAGAGUGUGUCUAUGGUGAUGUCCUGCAGCCCCGUGUGCGAGAAGCAAGCCUUGUUUGCUCUCUUCCAGUCCUACAAGGAGAACAGCAUUGAUGACCAGCUCAUCAAUAAGGUGCUGAGAGGCGUGUCCCGGUCGCUCGGGUACAGGGACUCCAAGAGUUUAAUCCAAUCACACCUAUAUUACCUAGUGGCUGAGUGGCUGAACCAGAAACAGUCGGACUCGAGGUACACGCUGCAGUCCUUCCCCUUCACACUGCUGGGCUUCUGCAGUCUGGACGAGUUUUACAGGUCAUCCUACCAUGUGCUGAUCCCGCACCUGGUCUUCCUGAAUGACUUUGAGGAGGUGAAAUCCAUUGGGAAUCACUUGGCUCAAGACUGGAAGCAGCUGCUGGCUAACUGCUUCCCCAAGAUCAUGGUGAACAUCCUGCCUCACUUCGCCCUCGCUGGGCAAGACACCCAUGUGGCCCUGCAGAGAGAGAAAGCUCACAGGGUGUACGACAUUCUGAAGGACAGCAACUUCCUGGGAAAACAGCAAAUUGACAGUUUGAUUUGCAACAACCUGGCUGACAUUGUGGUGGAGCUGUUAAUGACGCUGCAUGAGACCGCAGGAGGAGCGUCUGCGGAUGGUGGAGACCUACAGAAAUUUACUGGAGAGUUGGAUCCUGCGCCAAACCCGCCAUUCUUCAGCUCAUAUGUGAUCAAAGCCACGCUGGACUACCUGAGCAAAUGCCACAGUGCCAACCACAAGUCUCUAGUCUCCAUCCUGUCAAAGACUCCCAUGUCCAUUCAGAGGAUUCUCAUAGCGAUCUGUCAGAAGGCUGCUGAGACCACUAAUGCCUACGAGCGGCACCGUAUACUGAUGAUGUACCACCUGUUUGUGAGCCUGCUGCUCAGGGAGGUGAAGGACGGGCUGGGCGGAGCGUGGGCGUUUGUGCUGCGGGACAUCAUCUAUACGCUUAUUCACCACAUCAACAGCAGAUCAUGUCCUCAGGAUGAAGUGUCCUCUCGCAGUUUGUCCCUGUGCUGUGAGCUGCUGUCGCUGGUCUGUCAGACGGCUGUUGAAUACUGUGAUGAUGCUCUGGAGAGUCACCUGCAGGUCAUAGUGGCCACCCUCACAGCACAGGUCACCGAAAGGUCUGCCAUAUCUCAGCAGGUCCUCCGCCUGCUAAGGUUCCUGGUAAUAGAAAACCCAGAGAACAGCAUGUUGAGAAAGUCCAUUCCCCUGUUGGAGCCUUUCCCGGACCGACCGGACUUCAGAGAGCUCCGAGCCGCCCAACAUGCCCUCAAAUACAGCUCUGGCGCCUUCACUCUCAGACAGGAAAUCGAGCAUUUUCUCUCUGUGACGUCUUGCGAUUCGUUGCCCCUGGCACGUUUGGAGGGAUUGAAAAAUUUGAAAAGGCAACUUCACAGCCACAAACAGCAGAUAGGACAACUCUUGAAAGAAUGCCAUGCCGAUCCUGCCAGCUGUAUUCUGGUUAAGCUGGUUCUAAACCUCCUUCAGCUCUGCAAAACCGCAGCUAACCACCCUGGUGGAGGAGACAUCUUGAAGGCUGUUGGUCGGUGCCUGGGAGAACUUGGGCCAGUUGACCUGUCAUCCAUUGCGUUGCAUCAUGGGAAAGACCAGCUGUAUGCUAGAGCAGCCUAUAUGUUCCCAGAUGUUCCUCUUCAGUGGAUCUUCAUCAUCUUGAACUGCAUGGACAAUGCACUCACACAUCACAGUAUCACGGUGCGUCAGGCUGCUGGUGUGUGUUUAAAGGACAUCUUGGCCACACAGUCUGGGCUUGAUUUCGGAGAGAUGUAUAAAAGUAAAAGGGACCCUUUGCUGGCUUACCUAAACCCCUUCCGCUCUGCCAAGAGACGGGAGCCCAUCAUGAGCAUGGAAGUGAGCUCAGAGUCCAGAGACAGGCUGGACAGCUCUGACCUGUGGUUGGUGACACCUGGUGGACACAAGGACUGGUUGAAGAACCUGUGUAUGGCCCUUUUAGACAGCGGAGGGGUCCGAAACGAAGCUCUGCUUCUCACCAGGCCUUUAUGUGAGGUGAACACAGAUUUUUGUCAGAGGAUGCUGCCGCUCUUUGUUCAUGAUAUUCUCCUGGGAGAUGAGGAUGGUUCCUGGAGGAAGCUGUUAUCCACACACAUCCAGAGUUUCUUCAGUCAGUACCGCAGACCCUCCUCCCCCACCAGCCGGCCCACCACCCCCAUGCUCUCCGAUUCAGGGAGCACUAUUGAUGUCGCCAACCAGAGCCAGAUAGACAAAACCUCACUCCGCAGCAUGCUGGCAGUCAUAGACUAUCUCAGACAACAGGGCCGCCCAGUGGCGCCUGGGAGUAAUGAAUAUGGGACAGUGUGUGACUCUAAUUUCUGGCUGGAUCUGAAUUACCUGGAGGUGGCUGGAGCCGCCCAGGUGUGUUCGGCCCAUUUCACCGCGCUCCUGUACUCUGAGAUCUACGUGGACAAGAUCAGGUCCGACAUGGAGCAGAGCCGAAGCUCGCAGUCUCGAGUGUCGAGACGGAUCGCGUUUGAUGAGAGCAGCCAAACUCUGUCCAUCAGCAGUGUGAAUGAGAAGAGUUUAGAAGACUCUGGCAUCAGUCUCCAGGAUCUUCUGAUUGAAGUGUACAGGUGCAUUGGAGAGCCUGACAGCCUGUAUGGAUGUGGAGGGGGGAAGCUAAUCAGUCCUCUGACUAGAAUUCGAACGUAUGAACAUGAGGCCAUGUGGGAUAAGGCUUUGGUUUCAUAUGACCUUCACUCCAACCUCCCAGAGGUCACUCGACAGAUCGGCAUAGUGGAGGCUCUGCAGAACUUUGGUUUGUGCGGUAUUCUGCGCACGUAUCUCCACGGGCUGGAGAGAGAGGGUGUGGAGUGGAGUCCUGACCUCCGAGAGCUGCGCUUUCAGGCCGCCUGGAGAAGCACGCAGUGGGACUGUGACCUUCCUGAGAGAAAUGAGAAGCUGAAGCCUGGCAUCAACGAGUCCUUGUUCAAUUCCCUCCAAGCUUUGAGAGAUCGAGAACUCUCCCUAUUCGAGCAAACCCUCAACUACGCCAGAGGUCACGAGGUGGAGGAGUUGUGUCGUGGGAGUCUGGAGGCCGUGUCUUCGCUGUAUCCUGCUCUCUGUAACCUGCAGAGGAUCAGCGAGCUGCGGGGUGUCGAGGAGCUCUUCUCCAGGCCUAUAACUGACUCCAGCCUGAAUGAAGUCUACAGGAAGUGGAAACAGCACUCUGACCUCCUAACCGACAGUGAUUUCAGUCUGGUGGAGCCCGUCUUAGCCUUGCGCUCCUCCAUACAGGAAACACUGAUUUCCUCAGAGACAGAGAAGAAGAAUGAUCUGAUCUCGGCCUAUUCUUCCCACCUGAUGGAGCUGUGCAAACUGGCUCGUUCUGCAGGAAACACGCAGCUGGCCGAGCGGGCCGUCUUCCACAUGAAGCGGCACAGUCUGUCCAGUGGGGGCGUUGGCAGCAGCUCGUGGGCCUGCCAGCUGGAGGAGGCGCAGGUGUUCUGGGUGAAGAAGGAACACGGGCUGGCUCUGGGGCUGCUCAAACAGAUGAUCCAACAACUAGAGGAUCUGGUGUGUGUGAAACCUUCCGUGGUGCCGGUGUAUUCGGAGUGUUUGAGACUGUGUGGAAGCUGGCUGGCUGAAUCCUGUCUGGAGAGCCCUGCUAUCAUACUGGAGAAAUACCUGGAGAGGGCAGUGGAGGUCAUUGAGGACCACUGUGGAGAUUCAAACGCUAAACUCCAGAGCCAGAAGACCCAGGCUUUCUUUUCGCUUGCCCGUUUUUCUGACGCACAGUACCAGAGCAUCGAAAACUACAUGAAGUCGUCCGAGUUUGAGAACAAGCAUGCUCUUCUGGAGAAGGCCAAGGAGGAAGUGGACCUGAUGCGGGAGAGGAAGGUCGGCAACAACAGAUACACAGUGAAAGUUCAGAGAGAACUAGAGCUGGACGUCAAGGCACUGUCAAACCUACAGGCCGACCGCAACCGCUUCCUCCUCAAGGCCGUGGAGAACUACAUUCAGUGCCUAGGGCUGGGAGAAGAACAUGACACCUGGGUCUUCAGACUGGCCUCGCUCUGGCUGGAGAAUGCAGAUGUCAAAACCGUGAAUGACAUGAUGAAGAGUGGUGUAAAGAAAAUCCCAUCACAUAAGUUCCUGCCCCUGAUGUACCAGUUGGCUGCUCGCAUGGGCACCAAAGUGUCCAGUUCCAUGACCUCACAGGACGUGGGCUUCCAUCAUGUGCUAAACGAGCUGAUCUGUCAGUCGUCCACUGACCACCCCCACCACACGCUCUUCAUCAUUUUGGCACUGGUCAACGCCAACAAGGAUGAGAGUUUCUCUCGCAGUCGCAUAUCCAAGAGCAGUGCCCGCCAACCUUCACCUCUGGACUUGGAACGGGCCGAGGUCGCUCGAAAGAUCAUUGACGUGGUUCGUAAAAAGAGGCCCAAGAUGGUCAGAGACAUCGAGACGCUUUGCAAUGCUUACAUCACGUUGGCAUACAUGGACGCCAGUCGCCAUAAAACUGAAAAGAAAGCCAUACCUAUCCCACCGGAACAACCCAUUAUGAAAAUCAAGGACCUCAAUGAUGUCGUCAUUCCCACCAUGGACAUCAAGGUGGACCCAUCAGGCAAAUAUGAAGACCUUGUGACUGUCAGGUCAUUCAAACCUCAUUUUCACCUUGCUGGAGGUGUCAACCUCCCCAAAAUAAUCGACUGUGUGGGUUCAGAUGGCAAAAGCAGGAGACAGCUGGUCAAGGGUCAGGACGAUCUGAGGCAGGACGCAGUGAUGCAGCAGGUCUUUCAUAUGUGCUCCACUCUUCUCCAGCGCAACGCAGAAACUCGCAAGAGGAAACUCAACAUCCGCCGCUACAAAGUGGUGCCGUUUUCCCAGCGCAGUGGUGUUUUGGAGUGGUGUUCUGGUACUGUGCCCAUUGGAGAAUUCCUGGUGGACCCACAGAAGGGGGCUCACAAACGCUUCCGCCCACAGGACUGGUCCAACAUGUCCUGUCGCAAGAAAAUGAUGGAGGCUCAAAGGCUGGAGUUCGAUGACAAACUUCAGGUUUUCUCAGAGGUGUGCCGAAAUUUCCGGCCAGUUUUCCGAUACUUUUGCAUGGAGCGCUUCCUAGAUCCUGCAGUGUGGCUGGAGAGACAGCUAGCGUACACACGCAGUGUGGCCACCUCUUCUAUCGUGGGUUACAUCGUUGGCCUGGGCGAUCGGCACAUUCAGAACAUCCUCAUCGACGAACAGACUGCAGAACUGGUCCACAUCGACCUCGGUGUUGCGUUCGAGCAGGGUAAAAUCUUACCCACCCCUGAGACAGUACCCUUCAGGCUGUCUCGAGACAUUGUGGAUGGGAUGGGCAUCACUGGGGUUGAGGGCGUCUUCCGGAGAUGUUGUGAGAAAACAAUGGAAGUUAUGAGGAGUUCUCAGGAAGCCCUGUUGACCAUUGUGGAGGUGUUGCUGUAUGACCCUCUGUUUGACUGGACCAUGAACCCUCUGAAGGCCUUCUACCUGCAGCAACACGAUGAGCAGGCGGAGCUCAACGCCACGCUCAACCCCACGCCGGGGGCGGAUGAGAUUGACGCGCAUCGCAAGGCCAGUGACAGUCAGAGCUUUAAUAAAGUGGCGGAGCGAGUGUUACUGCGCCUGCAGGAGAAGCUGAAGGGUGUUGAGGACGGGACGGUGCUCAGCGUGGGUGGUCAGGUAAACCUCCUCAUUCAGCAGGCCAUGGACCCCAAAAACCUCAGCCGCCUCUUCCCCGGGUGGCAGGCCUGGGUCUGAUACACACGCACAACACUCGCCACUUUGAUUCUUACACCACAGAAAUAACCUAAACAAGCACGUGAACAGUGGAAGUGCCUUAUCGCUGUAUUCUCAAUGCGCUUCGUGACAACUCUGAACGUCCAUCUUUAAAAUGCACUAUUAGCCUCUAUACGGUUCAAUCACAUAUUGAGCAAUGUUCUAGUGAACAGUCGGAUCAGUUUUUGUUCAAAACAUCAAAAUUGAAAACAUUUUACCACAAGCUUUGAAUAGUAUGUAUUAAAUAUGAAUGUUUAAGUAAUAAUAGAUAACAAUGGAAUUGAAAAGUUAAACACAAAGCUCAUCACAUGCUUUGAUCAGUUUGGUUCAUGUUGUAAUGUGUACUUAUAAACAGUACAGAUAUUACUUAUUGGAUAAAUUGGAUGCACAAUAAAUCACGGUUAAACUGUUAA
Molecule: messenger RNA, 9722 nt
Organism: Pimephales promelas (fathead minnow)
Lineage: Eukaryota; Metazoa; Chordata; Actinopteri; Cypriniformes; Leuciscidae
Source: RefSeq, a predicted model, not a curated record